AACGGAAGUAAACAAACCGUAAACAACUAACUGCUGCUAAAUCGCUUGUGAAACAUACCUGUCGUUUUCUCUGUAGGAUUAUUGGUGGAAAACUUCUGUGUACGGGAAUCUUCUUGGCAUCGAACUUAGGAAAGUUAACCUAUCUUAUACUGAGCAGUUUUCACUGUUUUUUUUUAUGUUUUCGUUAAACAGUAAUGAUAUCUGGGACCAAGAUGUGUCGUCAUCGGGCUUUAGCAGACGAUCGAAUUCACGUCCAGUCAGGUAUACGUGGGCAGGGGUAUUUGAUACACAGUUGUAUGGUGACCAGCUUAAUGACCUGUGUAUGCAGACAAAAGAUAACCUUCUACAGCUUGCAGACACACUGAGGGACAAAGAACCGUGUGAUGAUUAUGGGAUAAGACACUGGCAUCCAGCAACCCGACCAAAAUCAAACAAUAUGAUUCAACCACGAAGGUCAGACAGUCAUGGAAACAUUAGUGUCAUGUUUGCUAAUGUGGAUGAUCCAGACUUACUUCUCCAUUGCAAAUCUGAUGAAACAUCAUCUGAGAUCUCAACUUCUGUUGUGCCUAUGAACUUUUGCUACCUUUGUACUACUCUUGAAGAACAUGAGAGGAACCACUUACAGAGAAAGCCUGCAAGCAUGCAAGGUACAAAGUAUAGAAAACCUCGUAUAACUUACAUUGCCCCACCCCCUAAGAUAAAAAAGAAAAAACAAGAUGUACCACAGGAAUUAAAUGCUAUCUACAAAGUCACUAUCUGGACUGGAGACAUUCCUGGGGCAAGCACUGAUGCAAAUGUGUUCAUCACUGUAACAGGAGACAAAGGUGCACUGCCAAAGACCAGACUCUGGCACAAAAAUGGCACAUCCAAGUUCUGUUUUGUCAGGGGUUCCAAGGAGACAUUUUUCAUAAGGUCACCAAAACUUGGAAAUCUACUUUAUCUUACAGUAGAGCAUGAUGGACUGGAGAAACGACAUGGAUGGUACGUAGACCACAUAGAGAUUCAGUGCAUGUUAACAAAGCAUGUGUGGCUUUUCAUGUGCAAAAACUGGCUUUCCAUGCACCAUGGAGACUUUAGAAUAAAACGUGAUCUGGAGGCCACAAAGAAAAAAGAAAUUGUGAGAGAGUUUGAGGUGACUGUUGUUACUGGCAGUAAAAGACUGGCAGGAACAGAUGCCAAUGUUUUUAUCACACUUCAUGGUACAGAGGGCGUAUCUUCCAAGUAUCAUUUAAACUCACACAAACAUGGAACUUACUUCCAGAGAAACAGUUCUGACACAUUUAAAAUCCGCACCCAUGACAUUGGUGACAUAAAAUCUUUGAGAGUGGAGCAUGAUGGCAGUGGUUUAGCCUCUGGCUGGUUUCUUGAAAAGGUAACACUGAGAGACAUACAUAACCCUGCUGCUGUUUGGUACUUUAUAUACCAUGGCUGGCUGGCCAAGGAUAUUGGUGACGGACUUCUUUGGCGAGAGCUGCGAGCCAAAAAGCACCUUCCCAAAGAAGUUAAAACUGGAAGGCCAAUGUAUCCACGAAAAAGCCAACCUGGAAACUUUGUGCAGUACCAUGUGACCGUAAAGACAGGAGAUAUCCGCUAUGCUGGCACAGAUGCAAAUGUAUACAUAAUUUUUGUGGGGACCAGUGGCAAGACGAAGAAAUUAAUUAUGGAUGAUUCUCGCAACAACUUUGAGAGAGGAGCACUGGAACAGUUUAAGCUGCAAGCAUUCAAUGUGGGAAAUAUACAAAGUAUUUUGCUGGGACAUGAUAACUCAGGACCUGGUGCUGGGUGGUUUUGCGAGGAGGUAACAGUUCGCAAGUACUUGAGCAAGGAAGAAAUCAAGGAUCAAGUCAAUCACCAAAAGAGACUGUGGGAACAAACUUAUGACAGGCAGUAUAAUGACAAGUCUAGCAAAGACAAAGCGGAAAUUAGCAAGGACAAGAGAAAACAGACCCUUAAAGAUGAGUGGUUUGAAAGUGGCUUUGAUAAAAGUGGCAGAUUGUUGAAGACACCUGUCUAUGAAGAAUAUUUUUUCCCAUGCCAGAAGUGGUUUGCCACAGAUGAGGCUGAUGGACUGAUUGAAAGAGAACUCCUGGUGGCAAAGAAAACUCUUUAUUUCCAAGAUCUAGAGUAAGGUCAAAAUGACACUGCCAUCUUCAGACUGUUCCUAGCUGUGAAAAUGUGUAAAUUUACAUUAUUUCAUUGCUUAUACAGUUUAUAAUGUCAAGAAUACAGACCAGAAGCAGCAUUCUGGUAAUUAACAAUUAAUUAAAUGUUAAAUAUUUAGUGUGCUGGAUUCCUGACAUUUGUGAUUUACAUUUUUAUUUGAACCUUAAUUGUAUGUUGCAGCUCUUGUUAUUUUUGUAUUUUAAGAUGACUCUACAAGAGUUAAAGAAAUUUUAUUAGCUGUAAAUUAAUAAAGAAUGAUUGUUGGUGCAACUUUCCUUUAUCACAAGAAGAUAAUUGUAAAUUUGUUUUCUUAGCCAAGUACAGAUUUUGAUAAUAUGCAAGAUAUGUCACUUUUGACAUUGGUGGAAUCACACUUGUUGGUGGUAGUUUAUAAUUUUCACAUUAAAUUAGUCCAUAUAUUUUAUGCUCAAAGAUGUUUUCAAAAUGAACCUGACAAUAAACUAUACUUUCUUAUUUAAAUCACCAUCUAGAUAUUCUUGAUGGUCAAUAUAUCUAUUUUUAGAAACAGAUGUUCAUGCAUCAAUUUACUGUUCUGUUUGGUUAUUGUAUUUCUGCUGUGUUAGUGCAAUAAUAGGCUUACUAGAUCUCUGUUGUUAUAUUUUGACUUGUUGAUGUGAUAAUUUUCAUGCUCAAUCACCUCUCCAACCUCCCCACUAUUUAUGUCUUUCAAGCAGGAAACCCCUGCCAAGUGUGUAAUGUUUAUAGCUGUCCAAAAUUCUAUCAUUGCACUGAAUGUGUUUUGGAGCCACUUUUACAUACAAUAUUAUGCCCUUUGCCUAUUCCUCCAGGUUACUUUAUAAGACUUUUAUAAAACUAAAUGAUAGCUCAUAGAUAUAUUUUUACUUAAUAAAGAAACAAGCAACGGAGAAUCUUGUUUAGUCUUUUAAUGUGUCUAUUGGCAUUUAAAAUUUGUACUUUAAUAUUUCUGAAAAGAAUCUUAGUUUAUGGUGGUUGGAUGUUUAACCCUCUGACUGCGAUGGGUCACAAUCAUGGCUUUGCUGGCAGAGUAUGAUCAGCCCCGAACAUAUGUCUCUGCUCAUAUGACCUAAGAAAAGCAAACUGAAUUUUCUUGGAAUAUUGCUGUCACCAGAAUGAAAAUAUGCAAUUUUGAUCUUGAUAUCACCAUUUCAUUUCUUCCUGGGGAAAAUAACAAUUAUUUGGGCUGUUCCUGUCGAACAUCUGUUUAAUCAAAGAAGAAUUAAAGCCUUAAUUGUAUGGUG
Pomacea canaliculata is the source of this 3404-nucleotide messenger RNA. Its product is annotated as lipoxygenase homology domain-containing protein 1-like. The record is from RefSeq and is a predicted model, not a curated record. Bases 176 to 2128 code for a protein of 650 amino acids. Gene Ontology annotation, molecular function: protein binding. NCBI's taxonomy places the organism in Eukaryota, Metazoa, Mollusca, Gastropoda, Architaenioglossa, Ampullariidae. The transcript has 14 exons.